ACAUCUGGUGCUCAUUGGAACCGAUUACCCCCAGCUGUGGACACUUUUCACCUGCUAUAAAAGCUCGCCUGGUCACUUUCCUUCACAAUUGUCUCUGGCACAAUGGCUGGUGUUUGGCUCUUGGUUCUGCUUCUCUGUGCUGUCUUCAUGGACAAUGGCCUUUGUAUUCCAGCUGGGGAAGAACAAAGGGAGUCCAAUGUUGUUCUGAAAAAAGAUGUGUCUCCUGAUUAUAUUUCACUUCAGAGACUUGUUAAACUUCUUGACUCUUUGGAUUCUACAUUGAAGCUACACACUCCGGCCCAACCUGCAACCAAAGAGGUAUUUCAAGACAAAGCAAGCUACCAUGAGCGAAAUGACCAGCAGAGCCACAACGUGAGCGGCAAGGGCCAACUGAACGACGCCGUGAGCCACAACGUGAGCGGCAAGGGCCAACUGAACGACGCCGUGAGCCACAACGUGAGCGGCAAGGGCCAACUGAACGACGCCGUGAGCCACAACGUGAGCGGCAAGGGCCAACUGAACGACGCCGUGAGCCACAACGUGAGCGGCAAGGGCCAACUGAACGACGCCGUGAGCCACAACGUGAGCGGCAAGGGCCAACUGAACGACGCCGUGAGCCACAACGUGAGCGGCAAGGGCCAACUGAACGACAUCUUUCAGGAAGUCCAGGAGGGUGUCAACCAGAACAACACAAUGAGUCACACCCAACAGAGUGAAUCGUUACAAGUCCAAAGUGUCACCCAGAAUAACAGACUGGAGUAUGACUCUGCAGAUGGAGGGAUCAUUGUGAAUAUUUGAUUUGUAUGGCAUGGAAGAACUGUUUAAUGUAACUUGUCAAUUAAAAUCUUUCUCUACCACAAUGAAAAGGUAUGUAAAGACUACAUGUUACAUAACCUUUAGUGAAAGCCACCAUUUCAUUUAAGGGCUGGUCUGCAAACUGGCUAGGGACCUAGUGUGGUACCUGCUUUACUUUUGAUGUGACAAAUCUAUGUAGACUCUAAAUUUUUUUUUUUUUUCUCUCUCAAAUCAUCUGUUUUGAUUGGUUAGUUGAUGAAAGUUACUUGUGUAAUCAUGUUACAGCUUUAUCUGAGGGUCAAGUGAGUGUUCACUUUUGCUUGCUACAAUGACACCCUCCCAUGCAGAAGGCAAGGAUGAAGUCUAAAAAUACCCACCCACAAAUAACAGAUAAAAGUUGUCAGUUUCCUUCUCAUAGUUGCUCAUGGAAAAGUAGAAAUUACAAUGCAUUUAAAGUACUCUGGCAAGUGUUAUUUAAAGUUAGCGUGAAUCAAGUAAUUGUUGCAUAUUACCCACCUGUGUAGCAUCAAAAAGGUCAGCUUUUCUUAGAAUAUUAAAGCCACAAACUUCAGUUUACGUGGAAAACAAAUUGAGAUCAGUUUUUUUUUUUUUGGUCAGAUAGUAAAGGCAGUGGUUCUACUGUUGGGAGUUGUCAUGUUGCUCUGGAUUGUGUAGUUUCUAUACUGUAGGUUGCGUGAGUAGUUUAUGGGUAGCUAAUGCCAAUAAUUCUGUAUC
Messenger RNA from Syngnathoides biaculeatus (alligator pipefish), 1530 nucleotides. RefSeq lists its product as uncharacterized. The transcript has 4 exons. NCBI's taxonomy places the organism in Eukaryota, Metazoa, Chordata, Actinopteri, Syngnathiformes, Syngnathidae. The record is from RefSeq and is a predicted model, not a curated record. Bases 103 to 798 code for a protein of 231 amino acids.